Molecule: messenger RNA, 479 nt
Organism: Micromonas pusilla CCMP1545
Lineage: Eukaryota; Viridiplantae; Chlorophyta; Mamiellophyceae; Mamiellales; Mamiellaceae
Exons: 2
Coding region: 1-420 (139 amino acids)
Biological process (GO): protein folding
Cellular component (GO): cytoplasm; prefoldin complex
Molecular function (GO): protein folding chaperone
Source: RefSeq, a predicted model, not a curated record
AUGUCCGAGAUCAAGGAGUCGGAGCCGGAGCAAUCGGAGAAGGAGAUCCUCGAAGUCUUCCAGGCGCUUCGCCAGGAAGUCACGCAGAUCUUCACGAAGAUCAACGAGCUCGAGAACGAGAAGGCGGAGCACACGCUGGUCAUCGACGCGAUCAAGGACCUCGACCCUAAGCGCAAGUGCUUCAGGCUCAUCGGCGGGGUGUUAGUAGAGCGGACGGUAGAGGAGGUCCUCCCCGCGGUGGAGAAGAACAGGGAAGGACUGACACAGAUCAUCGCGAAGAUGACGGAGCAGCGAGACGCGAAGAUCGACAAGGUCGAGGCGAUGCAGAAGAAGUACAAGAUCCGCGUGAAGGGCGAGCCGGAUCCGGAGGAAGACGAGAACGUCGGGAAGGGGACGGGCAAUCAGGGCAUCCUCGCGUGAUUCUGGGUCGCUACGAUAGUGGGUUGUGAUGCACGCGACCGGCGCCGUCGGCGCUCACG